Messenger RNA from Juglans regia (Persian walnut), 1944 nucleotides. Its product is annotated as probable 1-acyl-sn-glycerol-3-phosphate acyltransferase 5. Lineage: Eukaryota; Viridiplantae; Streptophyta; Magnoliopsida; Fagales; Juglandaceae. The transcript is spliced from 5 exons. The record is from RefSeq and is a predicted model, not a curated record. Gene Ontology annotation, molecular function: acyltransferase activity. Gene Ontology annotation, cellular component: endomembrane system. The coding region runs from base 582 to 1709 and encodes 375 amino acids.
UUUUUACCUUUUUCUUCGCUGAAACAGUCUCACCGACUCUCACAGGCUCACAGCCUCGCCUGGUUGAUACUUGUUAGCUUCACAGUGUGAAGCCUCUUAGAGUGUUGUAGGAGCACCCAAAGGCAGACUUUUUUCUUUCCGUCAAAGCCCGCUCCAAAUCCAAUCUUUCCUCCUCUGUUUUCUCCGCAAUCAAGCGAGGGCAAACGUGCAGUGUCCUGAUUCCUCCAGUUCCACGAGUAGCUUCCUUGCAUGCAUUUGUUGUGCUGGUGCCGUCAGCAACUUUUACAGAAAUUCCCUCCUGUAAGGGCAUUUUUUGUUAACUAAACCAACUAAACCACCCUAGAUUCCCCCCAGCCCAGUCUUUAUCAUUGCUCAAAGCGAGACUGUGUUUCAUUAUAUGACUCCCUUGUUCCAUCUUCAGGAGCUUGUUCAUCUCCAAAUUCUCUUUUCACAAUUAACAACCCUCUGAGACCCAAUACUAAUGUCAAGAACAUCCUAAUUAGGUAAGCUAUCAAACAUAGGUCGUGCAGAGGUGUUGCAGCUACCUUGGGCAGGGAGGUUGUAACUAAGUUUGAUACCGCAUGGAAGAUCAUAAGCGCGUAAGUUCAACUGAGGGAAAAAGGCGCCAUGAGUUAACUCCACUAAGGGCGUGUAGGGGUUUAAUAUGUUUAUUGGUGCUACUUUCAACUGCGUUCAUAAUGUUAGUGUAUUUUGGCUUUUUGAGUGCUGUUAUGUUGCGAAUUUUCAGCAUUCAUUACAGCAGAAAGGCAACAUCCUUUUUCUUUAGUGCCUGGCUGGCUUUGUGGCCUUUUCUCUUUGAAAAGAUAAACAAGACUAAAGUUGUUUUUUCUGGGGAAACUGUUCCUGCAAGGGAACGUGUUUUGCUUAUUGCAAACCAUAGAACCGAAGUUGAUUGGAUGUAUUUGUGGGAUCUUGCAUUGCGGAAGGGAAGCCUGGGAUGCAUAAAGUAUAUUCUUAAAAGCACUUUGAUGAAACUACCAGUGUUUGGUUGGGGAUUUCACAUAUUGGAGUUCAUCCCAGUGCAGAGGAAGUGGGAGGUUGACGAAUCUACCAUGCGCCAGAUGCUUUCCACAUUUAAAGAUCCUCAAGAUCCCCUCUGGCUUGCUCUUUUCCCAGAAGGCACAGAUUUCACUGAGCAGAAAUGCAUUCGAAAUAAAAAAUAUGCUGCUGAGAAUGGCUUGCCCAUCCUAAAAAAUGUGUUGCUUCCAAAAACAAAGGGCUUCUGUGCCUGCUUGGAAGAGUUAAGGGACUGUUUGGAUGCAGUUUAUGAUGUAACCAUUGGCUACAAGCAUCGCUGUCCAUCUUUCUUGGACAAUGUCUUCGGGGUAGACCCUUCCGAGGUUCAUAUUCAUGUUCAACGCAUCCCUCUCGACAAUAUCCCAACAUCGGAAGACAAGAUUUCUAGUUGGUUGAUGGAUACAUUUCGUCUCAAAGAUGAGUUACUGUCUAACUUUUAUAUUCAAGGCCAUUUUCCGCAAGAAGGAACGGAAAUGGAGCUCUCCACAGAGAAGUGGCUUGUCAAUAUUGUCCCGGUUAUUGCAUUGAUCAGCAUUUGUAUUUACUUGACCUUUUUCUCAUCCGUCUGGUUCAAAAUAUACGUGUCUUUGGUCUGUGCUUAUCUGGCAUCUGCAACCUACUUUAAUAUUCGACCGGUGCCAAUUUUUUGCCUCGUCAAAGCUUUUCUCUAGUAUGUAUUGAGCAGGAAUAUGAGUUCUGUUGUUGUAAUUUUAUGGUAGGGCCAAGGUUCAUAGGUUUAAGGUUUUUCCUCAAGUAAAGUUGGGGGACAGUCUCUGCCUCUCUGGUACAGAUGAUUCUGUAUUGAGGGUUCCAACAUUAAUGUUCUCCUUAAAUGGCGUUGUAUGAAUUAUCUUUUGAUCAUUGAUCUUGUUUACCUCUUCCAAUAAUGCAUUUUCCUUUUAACUU